This is a messenger RNA of Archocentrus centrarchus (flier cichlid), 4660 nucleotides long. It is a transcript of the gene adcy7, whose product is annotated as adenylate cyclase 7. NCBI's taxonomy places the organism in Eukaryota, Metazoa, Chordata, Actinopteri, Cichliformes, Cichlidae. The record is from RefSeq and is a predicted model, not a curated record. Gene Ontology annotation, molecular function: adenylate cyclase activity. The transcript is spliced from 26 exons. The coding region runs from base 259 to 3519 and encodes 1086 amino acids. Gene Ontology annotation, cellular component: plasma membrane. Gene Ontology annotation, biological process: intracellular signal transduction; adenylate cyclase-inhibiting G protein-coupled receptor signaling pathway; adenylate cyclase-activating G protein-coupled receptor signaling pathway.
AGAGAACCACAACAAAGUGUGAGAAGCAACAACAAUCAAGAUGCCACGCUGGAAAGACAGAAGUUUCACUUGAGCGUCAUGAGCUAGCAAGGCGCCCCUAGCAGAUCUCUAACUCUGGACUUCUUUUUUUUUUUUUUCUUUUUCUUUUUUUUAAGCAAACUUCUAGCCUGCACACACAAAAUAAAUUUUGGAGACACGCUCUCCUUCCCUCUGGAGUACUUGUUAACACCUGCUAUGCCUCUGUAAGAAGUGUUCGCCAUGCCAGCCAAGGGAAAGUACUUGUUGAACAACCAAGAGACCAAAAAUGAAGCACUGUACCGCAAAUUCUCCUGCGUCAGCCAGUAUCAGCCGCUGGUACUCAUGCUGGGCCUCUCCAUGCUCUCCUGUGGAAUUCUCCUUAUUCUGUUCUUUGCCCUUGGAUUGAGCGCAGUGCAACAUUAUCCCUUUGUGAGUGUGGUGAGCGCCAGCCUGUGUGUGUUCCUAGCUGUGUUUGUGCUGGUGUGUACAGACAUGCUCUCACAGCGAUGGAGGCGUCCUCUAGGCUUGAUUGUAUGGGUAACAUACCUCACCUUGGGCUACACCUUCAUCUUCAGCGGCUGUAUCCUCUUGCCUUGGGACCAGGUGCCUUUAUUCCUCUUCAUCAUCUUCUCCGUAUACACAAUGCUGCCAUUCCAGCUGAAGGAUGCUGUAGCGCUGAGCGUCAUCUCCUCCCUGUCCCACAUUUUGGCCCUCACAAUAUACUUCAAGCUUUCCAGCAAAGAGACCAAUUAUCUUGCCAACCAGAUGCUGUCCAACGCAGUGGUGUUUCUGUGCGGCAGUGUGGUGGGAGCCUUUCAUAAGGUCCUAAUGGAGAAAACCCUGAGGCAGACUUUCCAGGACACCCUGAGGUCCCUGAGGAUGAGGAUGAAGCUCGAGAUAGAAAAGAGGCAACAGGAGAACCUGCUGCAGUCUGUGCUGCCAGUCUACAUCUCCAUGAAGAUGAAAUUGACAAUAAUGGAGCGCUUGCAAGACUGUAAAGACAAAGAAGAGCAACAGCGACUCGUCAAAGAUAACAACUUCCACAGCCUUUAUGUCAAGAGGCAUGAAAAUGUCAGCAUUCUCUAUGCUGACAUUGUCGGUUUUACCCGAUUGGCCAGUGACUGUUCUCCCAAGGAGCUGGUCAUCAUGCUCAAUGAACUGUUUGGCAAAUUUGACCAAAUUGCCAAGGAAAAUGAAUGCAUGAGAAUCAAGAUCCUUGGAGACUGCUACUACUGUGUGUCUGGGCUGCCGGUCUCACUGCCUAAACAUGCCAAGAACUGUGUCAAAAUGGGCCUGGACAUGUGUGAAGCCAUCAAGCAGGUACGGGAGGCCACAAGAGUAGAUAUCAACAUGAGAGUGGGUGUUCACUCGGGCAAUGUACUCUGUGGUGUGAUCGGACUUCGUAAAUGGCAGUUUGACGUAUGGUCACAUGAUGUUACUCUAGCCAAUCAUAUGGAGUCAGGAGGGGUUCCAGGACGUGUCCACAUCACAGAGGCGACUCUGAAGCAUUUAAACAAGGCAUACGAAGUGGAAGAGGGCAACGGCCACCUCAGGGACCCUUACCUAAAAGAGCUCAAUGUCCAGACCUACCUAGUCAUUGAUCCACGGUCUAAGGACCCAUCCCUGAAUCUCCAAAAGGCACCUAAGCCUCGGGUGAAUGACGGUCUGAAGAUUCGAGCAUCUGUGCGUAUGACCCGCUACCUUGAAUCCUGGGGGGCUGUCAAACCUUUUGCCCAUCUGCAGAACCGAGAGGGCUUCACCCCAGACACUAUUGUCAAUGGCAAACCACGUUUCAAGGAUAUUCCCCUACGACCAACCCAGAGCUCCAAGAACCCUGAGAGCUUUGAUGAAUCUCUAGAAGAGCCAUUCUCCUUGCCCACCCCUCCGUUCAACUAUAAGAACAAAUCCCAGAAGACUAGGUUUGAUGAGGAGCUGCACAAUGAGAUGACCAUUACCAUAGAUGAGCUCAACAGCAAGCAGUGGUAUAAGUCUGAAGAGAGCAGCAGUUUAGCUCUGUGGUUUCCAAAGAAAGAUCUGGAAAAACAGUAUCGAACCCUGGAUUUGCCCAUGUUCAAACACUAUGUCGGCUGUGCCACCUUCAUCUUCCUCUGUAUCUUCAUCAUUCAGAUGUUUAUCGCAAGGACGCGACAGACAUUGGGGGUGUCAUUCGGAACGUUGUUUUGCGUGCUGCUCCUGGUCCUGGCUAUCUGCUACGCAGGUCACUUACAGCGCCUUUUUCCAGAGAAGCUGUCAAGUUGCCAGUGGCUGCCAGCUGUGUCGGAGGCAGUGGUUAAACAGCCGUGUGUGCGCCUCCCUCUGGCAACCAUCACCACGGCGAUCAUUGUUAUCAUGGCUGUGUUCAACCUGUGCUUCGACCAGGCAGAUAACGACGACUACUCCUGCCUGCCUUACUCUGUCUACUGCUGUAUCCUGUCACUCAUUGCAUGUGGAGUCUUCCUCCGGGUGAGCUUUGAGCUCAAACUGCUCUUCCUCACCGUGGCCUCCACGGCAUACUACGUCCUCAUCCUCAGCACCAAGAAGGACCUCUUUUUUGAAUAUAGCAAACAACUCCAUAACCUUUCAAACUACAGCUACAAUGAGACUGAAGUGAGCAUCCUAGGGCUGGUAAAGCACCCCCAGAUUAUGAGCUGCAUAUAUAUCACACUCUUCCUGGUCACCAUGGUUAUCAUCUCACAGCAGAAUGAGUCCUGCUUCCGCCAGGACUUCCUGCGGAAGUACAAGAACCAGAGAGAGCAGGAUGAGAUCGAGACAAGAGAGAACUUGAACCGCCUGCUGCUGGAAAACGUGCUGCCGGCACACGUGGCAGCGCUGUUUGUCGGGGAGAAUAAGAAGAAUGAGGACCUCUAUUACAAGUCCUAUGACUGUGUGUGUGUGAUGUUCGCUUCAGUGCCGGAUUUCAAAGAAUUUUACACCGAGUGUGAUAUCAACAAAGAGGGACUGGAAUGCCUGAGGCUGCUCAAUGAGAUCAUCGCUGACUUUGACGAGCUGCUGUCCAAACCAAAGUUCAGCGGCGUGGAGAAGAUCAAGACAAUUGGCAGCACUUACAUGGCUGCUGCAGGGCUUAGCGGGACGCCUGGUCAGGAGAACAAUCAGGACAGAGAGCGGCAACACGCCCAGAUAGGGAUCAUGGUAGAGUUUGCCAUUGCUCUGAUGGGCAAGCUGGACGGCAUCAACAGACAUUCCUUCAAUAGCUUCAGGCUUCGCGUGGGAAUUAAUCACGGCCCAGUGAUAGCUGGAGUAAUUGGAGCGAGGAAACCUCAGUAUGACAUCUGGGGCAACACGGUCAACGUAGCCAGCAGAAUGGAGAGCACUGGGGAGCUGGGAAAGAUCCAGGUAACGGAGGAAACCUCUGUCGUGCUGCAGCACCUGGGCUACUCCUGCGAUUGCCGAGGAUUAAUCAAUGUGAAGGGGAAAGGGGAGCUCAAAACCUUCUUUGUGUGCACCGAUAUGAGCAAGCAGCAAGGUAUGGGGCUGAGCUGAGGCCAAGUCAACACAGCCGAAAGAACUGGAGACAAACUAGUUUAAAGACUCCUGUUUGCCACAAAGGCUGACCUGACUGUAACACAGCUGCAUUCCUGUGAUGUUGCUUAAAUUAAGGAUUUUAAAGGAACUACUUUUUUUGCUGCGUGGUGGAGGUUGCAUUCAGCAUUCCAUGGUGAGCGCAGAUGUCUGAGGAGAUGGUCAGUAUGUACAAUCACCAUCUUUUUCUAUUCACAAACAUGUCGAUAUAAGUGAUUAGUCACUUUUGCACCCCCCCCUCCCAAUGUCUCUAAUUUUACGUGAUAGAAAAAAAAAAUUGUAUUGUAUUGUACUAAAUCCAAAUGUCAAUAUUUUGCGAGACCACUCCACACUGGAUGGAUUUUGGUCCUUUUAAAAAAGAGAAAAAAAUGGAUUCUGUAUGAAUCUGAAUUGAAUCUGAAACUUGUUUGAGAGGUGAUGGAAACUCUGCUAUGUUACUGUGUAAUGAGCCAGACAUAAAAGUGUUAAGCUGUUUCAAUGCCAGAAACCACCCGUACAGAAGACAGAAAAACAUUUCUUGCUCCCAUCUACAGAACUAAAAUCCUAGUGUCUCUACUUUGUGGCCAAACUGCAAAUCCUAAAGCAGAUUAAGAUUAGGUUUACAUAACUUUAUGCUCUUCAUGUGACCUUUUAGGGUUUCCAGCUGUGCUGUUUGGCCUUAGGAACAACCAUUUAAUAUUAAAAGAUAUGUACUUUGUUUAUGUAUGCCAUCUGUGUAAGUGUUUUAAUCUGCUCGGAUAAGAGAGCAAUUUUUAGGCGUCUUUGCCUGCCUCUCUCCAUAUAUGCUGUGAUGAAGGGUAUCUGUGACGCUCUCUUUGGUGUCCUCGGUCUGUGUGAUCUAACAACCUGCCUGCUGUGAAUGUUUUUUCUGGCCCCAGCUCAGAGACCACUUAACCUGAUGUGGAUUGCUUUCUGUGCCUCUGAAACUUGUCUUGUGGCCUUAUCCUCUGAGACCAACAUUUUGUCUGUAAUUGUGGUUACAUAAUAUUAACAAUAAUGAUAAUAAUAACAACAAUGUACUGGCCUUUCUGUGAACAAAUGUGACAUUGACCUUUGUACAGUUACAGAAUGUAAUAAAUGUUUUCUAAAGUCUGCAGUUUGU